UUGGGGAACGUUGGACCACAUUGUGACCCGGUGCUUCAGUCACCUGUUUUUAGCACCAUUUUUGCAGAAGAGAGAGAAACUCGAGGAGAGAGAAAGUCCCAAAUAAAUAAAAGGCAAGAAAGAAGAGAGAGAAAGGACCAGAUGAUCAAAAUGGAGAAAUGAAAUUAAGAAAAAUCCUCAACUCUUUUUCUCUCUCUUUCUCUCUAUUCUUCUGAGCAGCACAGUCUUGGAAAGUAGCGCCGCUCUUUUUCCAUGAUUGAUCGCAGGCUUCAGAACUUGCCAUGCGGCCGCCGCUAAUCAGCAACCAAAGAAAGCAAUAGUCUUUCUCUCUCCUCUUUCUGCACACGUUCAGAGCCGAAAACGAUUUCCACAACUCUGCAGGUGCUUUUACUCUUCCAUUAAAGGAUCAUGGGAAUUGGAUAUGUUCUGAUAAAUUGAAAGUAUCCUUCUUCUAUCUCUCUUGCUUGUGUGGGUUGUAUGUUCUUCACCUGCUUUUACUUAUUUAUUGCUGCUUGACCUGUCUCAAACCUUAUUGUCACCUUCCUCGAGAAUUGCCUGCCGAUGUUUCUUUGCGAUCAUAUAUAAAACCUGCAUAUUUCGUUUUAAUGGUGAACAAGAGACUGAUCUGAGCUCUAUUUUGAGUGUUGGAUCGUUUUGAUGAAAUGGGUUUGCAGUGAAUGGUUUGAUAUGGGUAUGGAAGAUAGUGUAUUGCUUGAUCGAAGGUCAUUGAGUUUAAGGUCUCUCCCUUCUGAGUUUCAACAAGGCAUGGAGUUUCGGUCCCUUGACCACCACCACCAUCAUCAGCAGCAGCAACAACAUAGCCAUCUCCACCAUCAUCAGCAUCCUCAACAAGCUCUGGUAUUCGAUGGGGUCGAAACCCUAGAAACAUCGCAGAUGAUUAACCAUGACAUCUUCAACCUUGAACUAUUAGGAUUUCAAUCGAAGAACAAUCCAUCCAGAGUCACUGGUGUUUCAAUGGAUGGUCUUUCUACUGAUAUGCUUCAACAGUUGGAUCACCCACAGUCAAAUCAAAGCCCCAUUGGAGAAAACCAAUUUAUAUUGCAAAACAGGUUCCUGGAUUCUCAAAGCAAUGCUUCCAACAUUUGGCCUACUCUCUCUCUGUCAUCUGAGAAACCCAUGCUCGAAAUUAAGAAUUCAAGGUACUUAGUUCCUGCUCAAAAACUUCUCUAUGAGUUCUGUAACCUUGGAUCGAAGAGAGAUAAGAGCAUGCGGUCAAUCAAUGGUCGGAGUCACGGUGUUUCAACAAGCGCGAAUAUGGAGCCCGCUCCGUCUGUGUAUUCUUCAGACCUUUUCGAGCUCCAAAAGCGCAAGGUCAAGUUGGUCUCCAUGCUCGAUGAGGUUGAUAAGAGAUACAAGCAAUAUUGUGAAAGAAUGAGAAGCGUGGCGUCUUCAUUUGAGGCGGUGGCGGGAGCGGGUGCGGCUCAUGUGUAUCUGGGGAUGGCGUCCAGGGCCAUGUCGAGGCACUUCAGGUGCCUGAGGGAUGGGAUAGUGGCUCAGUUGAGGGCAACGAGGGUGGCUCUUGGGGAGAAGGAGGCUGCUGUAAUGGUGUCUCUGAAUGGCGCGACGAGGGGGGAGACGCCGAGCUUGAAGCUGGUGGAUCAGAGACUGAGGCGGCAAAGGGCGUUGCAGCAGAUGGGGAUGAUGGAGGCCCACCCCUGGAGGCCGCAAAGAGGCCUGCCUGAGCGCUCCGUCUCCCUUCUUCGGGCCUGGCUCUUCGAGCACUUUCUUCACCCUUACCCGAGUGACGUCGACAAGCAUAUUCUGGCAAGGCAGACUGGACUCUCAAGAAGCCAGGUGUCCAAUUGGUUCAUAAAUGCAAGAGUUAGACUAUGGAAGCCCAUGGUGGAGGAAAUGUACCUUGAAGAAGCCAAAGAAGACAUAGAAGACAGACAAAACCCUAACCCUAAUUCCAACAGCCCCUUCAUGCCAUCUGAACCCAACGCAACCGCACAAGAUCGAGACUCAGAAUCCCUAUCCUCCAUUGUCAUCUCCGACACAAAAGACCAAGUCGCCAGAAACCUUCCCGAAUUGGGCUUCCCAUAUGCAGAAGACGACAAUUCCAGCCAAAGGCACUUCUCCGGCAUGUUUCCCAGUGAGGACUCUGGCCAAAGGCAAUUUUCCGGCAACUACACCGAAGAGAGUUCAGUACAGUUGCAAUUUUCGGGCAAUUAUUCCGAUGAGAAUUCGACACACAGACAGAUUUCUAUGAGUGGGGAGGGUGUUUCGCUAACGUUGGGAUUACAGCAAGGUGGGGCGAUGAACUUCGGCUUUUCGUCAAAUCCGCAAAACCCUCUCUUGUUCUUGGAGGGGGAGGACCAUGGGACUGGGUUUGGGUCCCAAAUGGGAGGGUACAGGAACCUAGUGGGUGGACACUUGAUGAGGGACUAUGUGGGUUAGGGCUCGAAAGGGAGCGGGUGGGAUUUGGGGGCGUAUUUUGGUUUGUAAUGGUGCAAGUAGGUGUGUACGUGUAUAUCCUCACUGUAGUUUUCAGUUAAGAAGAUGGACGGUCGAGAUCCGGUUGGCUGCCCUGGAGGAAGGGGUCUUAACCGUUGGAUUUGGAGGAGGAGAAAGGGAGGGCCGCUAUCAUUCCUUUUUCCUUUGGCCAUUAGACCUGCUAUUUACCUGUUAUAUUUUAUACUGUACAUUUUGAAAUGACGUAAAACAAGAAAUUCUCUCUCUUAAAUUUAGAUACGAUAACCGACAUAUAUGUAUAUUGCACGAGGUUUUUUCCAA
This is a messenger RNA of Amborella trichopoda, 2754 nucleotides long. Its product is annotated as BEL1-like homeodomain protein 10. Lineage: Eukaryota; Viridiplantae; Streptophyta; Magnoliopsida; Amborellales; Amborellaceae. Gene Ontology annotation, molecular function: DNA binding. Gene Ontology annotation, biological process: regulation of DNA-templated transcription. The record is from RefSeq and is a predicted model, not a curated record.